Lycium ferocissimum is the source of this 468-nucleotide messenger RNA. RefSeq lists its product as uncharacterized. Bases 1 to 468 code for a protein of 155 amino acids. NCBI's taxonomy places the organism in Eukaryota, Viridiplantae, Streptophyta, Magnoliopsida, Solanales, Solanaceae. The record is from RefSeq and is a predicted model, not a curated record. The transcript has a single exon.
AUGCAGGCCAAAGCUAAAGAUGAAAAAGUACAGAUCAAGACAACACAUGAAGAAGAUACUCCAGCUGAUCAAGCUGCCUAUCAAAGACUCAUAGGAAAGUUACUUUAUUUGACUGUAACAAGGCCUAACAGAUCAUUUGUUGUUCAGAGUCUAAGUCAAUUCCUUCAACAUCCUAAGGUAUCACACAUGGAAGCUGCACUAAGGAUAGUAAGAUAUGUUAAACACCAACCUGGACAAGGUUUGCUACUCUCAAGCAGUUGCAAUCAUACAAUAACUGCAUAUUGUGAUGCAGACUGGACUCCAUGUCCUAUAACUAGAACAUCAAUGACAGGGUUCAUGAUUAAGAUUGGAAAUUCACUUGUGUCAUGGAAGUCAAAUAAGCAAAAAGUUGUGUCAAGGAGUUCUACAGAUGCGGAAUAUAGAAGUUUAGCCACUACAACAGCUGAACUGAUCUGGCUAUUGGGAUAA